Molecule: messenger RNA, 1997 nt
Organism: Hevea brasiliensis (rubber tree)
Lineage: Eukaryota; Viridiplantae; Streptophyta; Magnoliopsida; Malpighiales; Euphorbiaceae
Product: arogenate dehydratase/prephenate dehydratase 1, chloroplastic
Exons: 11
Coding region: 463-1596 (377 amino acids)
Biological process (GO): L-phenylalanine biosynthetic process
Cellular component (GO): chloroplast; cytoplasm
Molecular function (GO): arogenate dehydratase activity; chorismate mutase activity; prephenate dehydratase activity
Source: RefSeq, a predicted model, not a curated record
UAUCUUCCUUCAAUCCAAACACAACCUUAGCCUUUUGUUAUUCGCAAUCCGCGAAAGGGCACCAACCUGCCGGCAAUUAUUCAUCCCUGGUCCAGUAAACACUUCGUUUUCAGGUGUCGCUGUAGACGUAUCCACCGUUAGCAGUAACAUCAACGGUCCUGGACCUUGUCAAACAAGGGCCAUUCUUCUCAUAUAUAAUAAUAUCUAUUUCCAAUUCCAUUUCCUAUUUCACACGUAAAUGUGCAGCUCACAAUACAAUUCCACCAUCACCACCACCAACACCAACAACCACAAACGCUCCUCUACCUACCACUCCCGCUCAAGGUGUUCGUCAAAAAUCCUCAACAAACAAUUCCACUACUACAACCAACCCAGAAGGGAAUAACAAAAGCAUUUCCUUCAUAACGCUUUUAAUGAUUGCUGUUCUUACAAAUAGGUGUGUUUUCAUAAAAGAGAUUCUUGAUGGCUUUGAAGCCUGGUGCUGUUUCUGGAUGUGAUAUUUCUCAUUUAAGCUGGGGAAGAGUCUCCCUGUCUAAAUGGCCGAACUGGAUGAGGAGUUUGAGUAUAACGCGGAGAUUUGUGUGGUUUGGCGCGAUAAGGGCUGAAUUGAGACAAUUUAUUGAUCAGAAUGUGGCCAAUGCUUCGGGAAGCUUGCAAAAGGAUUUCAGCUCCUUUCCAAGACCAUUAUCUGUAGCUGAUCUUUCUCCUGGUCCGGUUGAUGGGGUAAAGGUGCGGAUAUCUUAUAAGGGGCUACCGGGUUCAUACAGUGAGGAUGCUGCACUAAAAGCCUACCCUAAAUGUGAAACUGUACCCUGUGAUGAGUUUGAGGAUGCAUUUAAGGCUGUUGAAUUAUGGCUAGCGGAUAAAGCAGUUCUUCCAAUUGAAUGUUCUUUGGCUGGAAGCAUUCAUCGCAACUAUGAUUUACUCCUUCGACACAGGCUUCACAUUGUUGGUGAAGUACAAUUGUUUGUUAACCUCUGUCUUCUAGCUAUGCCAGGUGUCAGAACAGAGCAGUUGAAACGUGUUCUAAGCCAUCCACAGGUACUUGAUUUGAGUGAUAUUUUCCUGAGUAAGUUAAGUGUAGCAAGAGAAAAUGUUGAUGAUGCAGCUGGUGCUGCUCAGUAUGUAGCCUCGAAUGAGCUGAGGGAUGCUGGUGCUGUAGCAAGUGCUCGAGCUUCAGAAAUAUAUGGGCUUAAUAUACUGGCAGAAAAUAUCCAGGAUGACUCUGAUAAUGUAACUCGUUAUCUGGUCCUUGCAAGAGAUCCAAUAAUUCCAAGAACUGAUAAGCCCUAUAAGACAAGCAUUGUAUUUACUUUGGAAGAGGGCCCAGGAGUCUUGUUUAAGGCCUUGGCUGUGUUUGCAUUGAGGGACAUAAAUUUGACAAAGAUAGAAAGCAGGCCACAAAGAAAAAAGCCAUUAAGAGUAGUUGAUGAUUCCAACACCGGAAGUGCCAAGUACUUUGACUACCUUUUCUACAUUGAUUUUGAGGCAUCUAUGGCAGAGCCUCGUGCCCAAAGUGCUUUAGGACAUCUGCAGGAAUUUGCGACAUUUCUGCGGGUGCUUGGAUGCUAUCCCAUGGAUACAACUGCUUUAUAGCUCUCUCCUUCCUAGCCAUCUUCAUGUUCAGGCCAGCAAAAGAAGAGAGUGAGUCCAAUUAUGUUGGAAUGGCCUUUGAUCUCGAAGUUAAGCCGAAGCUGCAUGAUUUUGAUGGUGUCAGUUGAUUGCGGUGGUUUGUGUUUAAGCCAUUUGAAUUCACUGAGGCAGAAAAAAUUAUGAAAAGAAUUGGUUGACUUCGUAUCCUGCAACUUAUAGGGUAAUUUUCUCAGGCAUAUGCUCAAACUAAAGAAACAAAAUUUUUUGUCAUAUCAAAUUGGUGGAUGAGUAGUUUAUUAUUGUCACACCUUGUCAACUCUUUGUGCAGGAUAGUUACUGGGUAACACUGUUUUAUCAUAUGUAAAAUGGAUUCAGUUGGGUAAUGAAAUAGGAAUUGAAGUGGA